GUCCAUGCCUGAGCACACGUGCCCCGCCCACCCUGCCUCUCACGGGUUAGUCCACGCUGACACGGCAUGGAAGAACCGCCCCGGCUCACUCUUUAAAGCUUUUCACAUCAUGUCCCAGAUUAAUAACGAACUCAUCGCGACAACAGACUCGGAAUAACAACAAACGUCGCGUGCUAGCGGUUUCACCACCUCUGUGACCGCAGCGAGCUGCUCUCUCAGCCAAUCAGUGCGCAGCGGAGCUGCGGUUGGCCCCGCCCCUGUUCUCUGUCUGUUCUGGGAGCUGGAACAAUCUUGUUGACAGAGGUGAAGUGGUUCCUGUUGCUGGACCUUCUAUAGCUCCACAAGCAAACUGGCCGAAACGUCGACAGGGUGGCCCUCACCUGCCCGGACAGCACGCAGCGCGACGUCAGAACGUCACACCUGAGUAGCUUGGAGUUAAAGUGAUGACAGAUAAACACGUCCUCCCUUCAUGCUUACUUUCAACAAAGAAGAAGUUAUGGAUCUUUGCGACGGGACGAAGAGGAGAAAGGUAAGCGGCGGUGAGCGGGGCUGCAGGCGCAGCACGGCCGGGAAGAUGAAGCGGGAGCUGGGCAAAGUGCUCCGCUCCCGCACGGUAGAGGACAACAACCACACGGAGCCCAUGCCGGAGGAGGACGACGACGAGGAGGACUGCUUCUCCAUCAGCUUCAUGCGGAGCGACCGGCUGGAGCCCGCCGUGGUGGUGUCCCCCCGUUACAGCCUGUUGCGGGAGGUGGGCCGGGGCAGCUACGGGGUGGUGUACGAGGCUAUAGCUCGGAAAACAGGGGCCAGGGUGGCGGUGAAGAGGCUCCAGUGCGACGCCCCGGAGAACGUAGAGCUGGCUCUGGCCGAGUUCUGGGCCCUGACCAGCCUGGAGAACCGACACCAGAAUGUGGUCCAGCUGGAGGAGUGCGUCCUGCAGAGGAAGGGCCUGGCCCAGAAGAUGAGCCACGGAAACAAGAGGUCCAAACAGUACCUGCGGCUGGUGGAGACGUCACUCAAAGGCGAGCGCAUCCUGGGUUACCCAGAGGAGCCAUGCUACCUGUGGUUCGUCAUGGAGUUCUGCGAGGGCGGGGACCUCAACCAGUACAUCUUGUCCCGCCGACCCGACCCCCAGACCAACAGGAGCUUUAUGCGGCAGUUGACGAGUGCUGUGGCUUUCCUGCACAAGAACAACAUCGUCCACCGCGAUCUGAAGCCGGACAACAUUCUAAUCUCUCAGAAAUCUGGAUCGCCGGUUCUGAAAGUGGCCGACUUUGGCCUCAGUAAAGUCUGCGCUGGCCUGAACUCCAAGAACAGCGAAGAGCACCCUGCAGUGGCGGGCGGCAGAGGCAGCAACCAGAACAACAUUGUCAACAUAAACAAGUUCUGGCUGUCGUCAGCCUGCGGCUCGGACUUCUACAUGGCCCCUGAGGUGUGGGAGGGCCACUACACGGCCAAGGCUGACAUUUUCGCCCUGGGCAUCAUCAUCUGGGCCAUGAUCGAGCGGAUCACUUUUAUCGACGCAGAGUCCAAGCGUGAAUUGCUCGGCACCUACAUACGGCAGGGCACAGAGAUUGUCCCUGUUGGCGAGGCUCUGCUGGAGAACCCCAAGAUGGUUCUCCACAUCCCUCAGAAGGCCAGGAGCUCCAUGUCUGAGGGCGUGAAGAAACUCCUCCAGGACAUGCUCGCAGUCAACCCUCAGGACCGACCAGACGCCCUCCAGCUGGAGGUGCGGAUGGACCAAGUCACGUGUGCUGCGUGACGGCCCCGCCUCUCCUUUUGUAACCCAACCAGUCAAAGAAGGGACCCUUUCUUUCCCAGCUUUGUUUACAACGUGGACGUGGACUUCAAGGGGAAACGGGACUGUGAAGAAUCCACAAUCAUGAUUUGAGCGGGAAGCGACAGUCCCAGAGGUUUGAUGAUUCCAAACCUCUGGGACAGGAAUAUUAUGCAAGUCAGACCACUGUGCACUUCCAGCACCACCCAGCUAGAGUCUCUGUCACCACGGAGGGCGUUUGGCUGGUGGAUGAUGCCAGUGUCUCUGAUGGGACUUGACGACCAGGUUGUUUUAUAUUUGUUGCUUUCAGUUCCCAGCAGCUCCGAUACCUGCUCUUCCUUAACAUUUGUAAUGUACCCAGCUGUGGCACAGGUCACCGUACUGGACUGGACCAGCGUGUGAAGGUCAAAGCAUGGGAACCCCAUCCUUCACAGCCUCGUGCCUUAAAAUGAUUCACAGAAGUGCGAAAGGAUCUUUAAAAUGAUUUGUGGGUCACGACUCUCACACACUCAGACAGAAAUGAGUCUGGAAACACUUUGCCCUGGAGCUUUCUGUCUGCAGAAUUCACCAGUGUAAUAUUUAGAUUUCAGUGACAUCACCUGUUUUUAACACCUCCCCCCAGCUGCAAUAAUGUAAAGUGACAAUGUGAUCUGAUUUGGUGGCCCCAGUGCGGUCACCGUGCUGGAGAACUACUGAAGGUUCUGUAUCAGUGUCACAUGUGUUUUGAAGGAGUACUAUAGAAUCCACACCUUAGAAGUAGCAGCCCUCUGUUCACUCCACACAACCCUGUUGUAACCAAACAGUCUCCAGCAGGAAAACCCAACUGGUUUUUACUGGUAAUGAACAAGUUCCUGUUGAAUCCAAAGAGCACCUGUGGGGCAAAUUGCAUAUACCUGUUUACCACCACUGCAGAGCUUAGUAUUAACAUGUUAGCUAAAUUAACGUACGACAAAGAAACAAUCAUAAUGGUUUGGUGACUUUGUACUGAAUGUUUUUUAUACUGAGGUUGUGUGUGGCGUUUCAGGACUGCUCACAAACUGACAUAACAUUUCUUUAUAGAUUCAUCACUGAGUAAUCUGUCAUGUACAGAGACUGAGCGUUGUUUCUGAUAGGAAUAUGUUUCAUGGGGCUGACGCCGGAGCAGUAUUGAGCCAUCUGCGGCUGGUUUGGGGACUGUCACAGGAGAUUUGAAGAUUUGCCAUCUGGAAAUAAUCCCCAGAGCAGCCAUGGGAUCCCAACUGUCCCUUCCUUCCUUCCGCUCUGUGCUUCAAACUCUUUGCCAUGGCAUGUAACUCUGAACACAUUCAGCCAGUGGUUGGUCGCAGCCGGCUGUCUGUGCUAUGUUUUGUGAAACCUGAUCACUACAUGUGCAAGACACAGAUUCACAGGUGAGGUGGUACUUGAAGCAACUAGAAUUUAAAAAUUACAAAAUUCAAAAACGCACAAGAAUAAUUGAAAGGCGGAAUAAAAAGCAAAUGGAGAGUAGUAAAAGGGUUCCAGACCUAGAAAGCUCUGCUCCACUCUCCAGGAACCAAAACCUCCAGCUGGUUUCACGGCACUGCGUAGCGUUUGUCUUCAGUUCAGCAGUAGUUCAGUUGACUGAGGCGUUUUGUAGUCCUACCUCAUUCUCAGCUCUCAUUAACGACCCCGUCUUAGUUUCUGAAACGAGGGGGCAGUCUGCUGGAGAUAGAUUUUUACCUCAGACUCUCUUCAGCCUUUAACCUCUGUGUGGUGUUUUGCGGUAGCUGCACCUGCUUUUCCCUUUAUAAUGACCACACCUGUUAACCUCUCUCCUAAUGCCUGUCCAGAUUACUAUAAUGUUGUUUGCAUUCAGCAGCUGCAGCUUCUGUAAGGUUAUAUUAUUGUCUGAAGGCCUCGGUGUGUUUCAAACACCAUGACUCAAAUCCAACGUGGUUCUAGCCAUCCAAGGAAGGUUCAAAUCAAGGACAACUGGACUCUGAGAGGCUUUUUCAGUUCUGACUGACUGUCAUGAAGUCCUAGCUUUUCACACAUAGGUUAAAGACUUAGGACCUCUUGCCAGUCAGUCAGAACUGAAGAAGCCUCUCGGAUGAGAGGCGAAACAUCUUUGGGUGUCUUCAAACACGUCCGGCUGCCCUUGAUUGGAACCUUCCUGCUGCCACAGCCUCCAUGUGGCCUCAUCCCACCGGCUCCCAAUCUUUCUCCAGGAAUUCUGUCUUUGCCGUCUGGACACAAUUCAUUCUACAAAAGGGGACUGGCGGUCUUUCCUGAGACAGGACGCUGUCAGACAGGACGUUUCAGACGCUCAUGGGAGCUGUAGUUGUUGGAUGCUAACAGCUGUUUAUGACUUUCUGCUAAAGGAUGCGUGUAGCACAUAGCUAAUCUGUGGUUUAGCCUUUGGGAUAUUGACCGGCUCAGCAGUGUUCAAUGUACGUGUUUUUCUAAGCGUUAAACCUAACUUGCUUCAAAGACUGUAUGUGGCGUUACUGAGGUUGAUAGUUUGAAAGCUAACUGAGGAUCUUCACAGCUAAAUCAUCACUACUAGAAUGCUUCGCCCUGCUGUCGCUGUGUUUUUGUACGAGCCGUUUCAUAUAGCUCUGUUCAGGCUAGCAAUGAUUCCACUUGAACACUUUACACUAUGCAAAAUAUUCCACUGCCUCACUGUAAACACCGUGCAGAGCCACACCGUUCUCAAACAGUUGUGCGUAAUAUCUUGAACGUUCUUGUUUUUUUGUGCAUAUUUUCAGUGUGUAAAGAAAUGUUUCAUAUAUGUAAAAUAAGAACCGUUUUUGUUAAUGAAGCUGACCGGAGCCAUUAGAUGUUUGUGAAAGCAUCGAGUUUUUUUUUGCUGUAAAUAUGUUUGACAACUUUUCUUGGAAUAAAUGAUCAAAACUG
Messenger RNA from Micropterus dolomieu (smallmouth bass), 4651 nucleotides. RefSeq names its product serine/threonine-protein kinase 35-like. The record is from RefSeq and is a predicted model, not a curated record. Gene Ontology annotation, cellular component: autophagosome; cytoplasm. The coding region runs from base 470 to 1762 and encodes 430 amino acids. Lineage: Eukaryota; Metazoa; Chordata; Actinopteri; Centrarchiformes; Centrarchidae. Gene Ontology annotation, biological process: autophagosome organization; protein autophosphorylation; positive regulation of autophagy. Gene Ontology annotation, molecular function: protein serine/threonine kinase activity; ATP binding. The transcript has 3 exons.